Messenger RNA from Fusarium coffeatum, 1068 nucleotides. RefSeq lists its product as uncharacterized. NCBI's taxonomy places the organism in Eukaryota, Fungi, Ascomycota, Sordariomycetes, Hypocreales, Nectriaceae. Gene Ontology annotation, molecular function: ferrous iron transmembrane transporter activity. Bases 1 to 1068 code for a protein of 355 amino acids. Gene Ontology annotation, cellular component: high-affinity iron permease complex; plasma membrane. Gene Ontology annotation, biological process: iron ion transmembrane transport. The transcript is spliced from 4 exons. The record is from RefSeq and is a predicted model, not a curated record.
AUGGCUGUUGAUGUCUUUGCUGUUCCCGUUUUCCUUGUUGUCUUUCGAGAGACUCUCGAGACAGUCAUUAUCGUCUCCGUUCUGCUUGCUUUCUUGAAGCAGACCCUAGAUGGACCCAAUGGCGAUGUCAAAGUGUACAAGCAAUUAAGACGCCAGGUCUGGCUCGGAACGGGUAUUGGCUUCUUCAUUUGCAUGGUAGUCGCCGCCGCUCUCAUCGGUGUUUUCUACACUGUUGGUAGUAACUCUUGGGAAAAACACGAGUACUACUAUGAAGGCGCAUUCUGCCUCUUUGCUUCUCUCAUCAUCUCCGUUAUGGGCGCUGCUCUUCUUCGUAUUGGUAAGAUGCAGUCCAAGUGGCGGGUCAAGUUGGCAAAGGCUCUUGAAUCUCCUAUCAAAACCGGAGACAAGGGCUGGUUCAAGCAGUUCGUUGAGAAAUACGCCAUGUUUGUCCUGCCAUUUGUAACUGUUCUUCGAGAGGGCAUCGAGGCUGUUGUCUUCGUCGCUGGUGUGUCUUUCUCAGCUUCGGCCAAAUCCAUUCCCUUGCCUACUGUCGUCGGUCUCUUCGCUGGCUGCUGUGUUGGGUACCUCUUGUACAAAGGUGGCGCGAGUACCAAACUCCAAUUCUUCCUCGUCCUGUCGACCUGUCUGCUCUACCUCGUCGGCGCAGGUCUUUUCUCGCGGUCUGUCUGGAGUUUCGAGAUGGCCAGAUGGAACGAGUACAUUGGUGGUGAAGCAGAUGAAUUCGGUAACGGACCCGGCUCCUAUGAUAUUGAUCAGAGUGUUUGGCACGUCAACUGUUGCACUUCCACCGACUCAAUUCAGAAUGGCUGGGGUAUCUUCAACGCCAUCCUAGGUUGGACGAACUCGGCUACAUAUGGUUCUGUCAUCUCAUAUAACCUAUACUGGAUUUGCGUUAUGACUGGCUUUCUCCUCAUGCGCUUCAAGGAGACACAUGGCAGACUGCCUUUUGGAAAGGCAAAGGCUCCUGCUAACGCCGUUGAUGAUGCUGAGAGCCACGCAACCUCGUCUCCAAAGAACGGUUCCACCGAGAAGACAACAACCGCAUAA